CUCUUCCUCUCUGUCUGUCAGUGUCAUUCUGUGGUGGAGAUGUGGAGUGUCUUUUUUUCUCUCUGUCUGUUUUUCCAGCCUAAUUCAGCAGAGGAAGUGAUGCUGCUGGACACAACAGAGACGACCUCCGAGCUGGGCUGGACCACCUAUCCUGACACGGGGUGGGAUGAGGUCAGUGUCUUGGAUGACCGGGGGAAGCUCAUACGGACCUUUGAGGUCUGUAAUGUCAACCAAAAUCCCCGUCUGCAGGACAACUGGCUGGCGACGCCUUUCCUGUACCGCCACUCAGCUCCACGGGUGUUCGUAACGUUGCGUUUCUCGGUACGUGACUGUGCCAGUCUGCGCACGCCGUCACCCACCUGUCGAGAAACAUUGACCUUGUUCUACAAACAGGCCGACACCCAGAGAGAGCUGAUGAGGACCUGGGUGGCUGAGCCAUCCAGCGGGGAGAAGGAGACGAGGGAGGGCUGGGUGAAGAUCGACACCAUUGCGGCUGAUAAGAGUUUUUCAAAGGUGGAGCCCAGCUCACCUCACCAGUAUCAGCCCAACAGAUACAGCCGCAUCAAUGUGAAGACACGCAGCUUUGCCCCCCUAACACGCAAAGGAUUUGUCUUGGCCAUCGUUGACAGCGGAGCUUGUGUUUCCCUCAUGGGUGUGUCUAUCUUCUACCGGCGCUGUCCAGCCACCAGCCUCUACUUGGCUUCAUACCCAGCUACUCCCUCGGGUGCGGAGCCGACUGCCCUCGUGCCUGUGACUGGAACAUGUGUCCCCCACAGUAAAGCGCAGGGAGGCACGCCACCUCGCAUGCACUGCAACGCUGAGGGGGAGUGGCUGGUACCUGUCGGAGGAUGUGUGUGUGACGGCGGGUAUGAGCCCAACGUCAAUGGAUCUGCCUGCUUGGCUUGUCCUGUGGGCUACUUUAAGCCUGUUUCUGGCUCCGUUCCCUGCACUGUGUGUCCACCCAACAGCAGAACCAGCCAGGAGGGAUCAAGUGUGUGCGAGUGUCGCAGCAGCUUUUAUCGGGCAGCCAAUGAUGCCAACUCCUCUGCCUGCACAACUCCUCCAUCUGCUCCGGUCUCUGUGAGCUGGGAGUACGAGAGCGGCGAUGGUGGGGUCUCCUUAAGGUGGCGGCCUCCAGUGGACAUGGGAGGUCGCAAUGACGUGUCUUAUGGCGUGGUGUGUCGCAUCUGCCCCUCGCCCACCUUCACCAACCCGGCAACGUGCUCCUGGUGUGGAGAGGGCGUCACCUUCAGCCCCUCCCAGACCAACCUGAAACAAACCAAAGUCACCCUCAACAACUUGCUGACCCGGGUCACUUAUCUCAUGCAGGUGCAAGCCAUGAAUGAGGUGUCAGCCCUGAGUCCAUUUCCAGCUCGAUACACAAGCAUCAACUUCACGACCAGUCAGUCUGUUCCAAGCACGGUUCCCAUGAUGCACCAGCUGAGCCGUGCCCCAGACUCCAUCACUCUGUCAUGGCCUCAGCCGGACCGGCCCAACGGGGACAUCCUGGAGUAUCAAAUCAGAUACUAUGACAAGGGUUCAGACGUUGACAGUGCGUUGACUGUGUACAGUGAGACCAACACGGUGACCAUCACCUCGCUGAUUCCAGGCUCCAUUUACGCCUUUCAGAUCCGAGCUCGAAAUGAACGAGGCUACGGCCCCUACAGCAACACUAUCUACUUCACUACGCUGCCUCUGGAAGAGCACUCACAGCAGAUCCAGAAUCGCCUUCCUCUGCUGGUGGGCUCGGUGAUGGGUGGGGCAGCGUUCCUGCUUGUGGUGGCAGCCAUUGUUGUUGUGUUUGUGUUUCGCAGCAAGAGGAGAGAGAGUCCUUACAGCGACCGGCUUCAGAGGUACAUCAGUAACAGGGGUGGUGUAAAGUAUUAUGUGGAUCCAUCUACCUAUGAGGACCCCAGUGAGGCAGUUAAAGAAUUUGCCCGUGAGAUCGAUCCCACUCACCUGAAGAUUGAGGAGGUGAUCGGUGCAGCCCAGUUUGGUGAGGUUUCCCGAGGCCGUUACCGUCCGGUGGGCCGCAGGGAGGUGCUGGUUGCCGUGAAGACUCUGCGCUGGGGGGCGUCUGACAGAGAAAGAGGGAUGUUCCUAAGUGAAGCCGGAGUCCUGGGGCAGUUUGAUCAUCCUAACGUGCUCAAGUUGGAGGGUGUUGUCACCCGUAUCCCUCCAGAGAGGAUCAUCACAGAGUUCAUGGAGAACGGGCCUCUUGAUGGCUUCCUCAGGGAGAACGAAGGCCAGUUCAGCAUCCUCCAGCUUGUCGGAAUGCUCAGGGGAGUUGGUGCAGGGAUGCGGUACCUCUCUGAGAGAAAUUUCGUCCAUCGAGAUUUGGCAGCCAGAAAUGUGUUGGUCAACUCCAACCUGGUCUGCAAAGUGUCUGACUUUGGUCUCUCCAGACUCAUGAGGGGCCUGGACCACAACAUACCUACAUACACUGCUUCUUUGGGCAGUAAGAUUCCUGUCAGGUGGACAGCACCGGAAGCUUUUCAACAUCGCAAGUUCAGCUCAGCCAGCGAUGUCUGGAGCUUUGGCAUUCUGAUGUGGGAAGUGAUGUCCUACGGUGAGCGCCCUUACUGGGACAUGAGCAAUCAAGAGGUGAUGAAGGCAGUAGCAGAUCAGUAUCGCCUCCCUCCCCCCCACAACUGCCCCCCUACUCUCCACUCUCUGAUGCUUCAGUGUUGGCAGGCCGAGCGAGCGGACCGGCCAGGCUUCGACUCAGUCCUGUCCUCUUUGGAUCGACUAAUCAGACACCCUGCCUCUCUCAAGGCCGAGCCAACUCGGAGCAGCUCGCAGCCGCUGCUCAGCCCCACCCCGACAGACUUGUCAUCAGUGACGACAGUCAGUGAUUGGCUGAAGGCCCUGAAGAUGGAGAGAUAUCAGGAUGAAUUUGAUCGAGCGCACAUGGACACGUUAGACACAGUCAGCGGACUUACUAUGGAAGAUGUGCAGAACCUCGGCGUGAAUCUGCUGGGACACCAGAGGAAGAUCGUGAAUGCAGCCCAGCAGCUCAGAACCCAUCUGUCUCAGGGGCAUGUGGAGGUCUGAAGUCCACCCUCAGCACAACCUGUCACAUGGGUUUCUUAAGUUUUCAUGUUCCUCUGCUUGUUGCGCCUGGUUUCUGCAACACUUUUAAUUUGAUGGAGCACCUUUGAACUGCACAUUCAAGAAUCAAUGGAACCAGCGAGAGGUACCGCUCUGGAACGGUAAAUCCCAUUAAACUCAAACACAACAGCCAGAAGGCGUGAAAAACAAGGCUCACAGCCAAUGAUUCAACACUCAUGACAGAAGAGAGAGCUGCAGCCCAGAUCGAAGGACGCUUUAAGUUUCUGGGAAGGAGGACUAAGAGAUUUUUGUCGCGUUCAUUUCACAAUAUUUCACAUUAUUUUUGCUUGCCCUCUUCUGUCCUUAACUUUCAGCGAUGCCAUUCCUCAAACUCUCCACUGUUCUCCGUCGCUGAAACCUGUCAAUGUCCCCAUGCUCACCAAGUUUGAUAAAAGUUUAAAAGUUUCUUUGUUUAAAUACUCAAGGAAAUCUUUCCUCACAAAGAAUUGCGUGAAGACAAUCAAAGCCUUCCUUGUAAUAUUUUUGUGUUAUUUGUAAAGUUAAUACACUUCCUCUCUGUCUAAACUGCCAAACCAUGAAUGGUGGUCUAAUGAAGUCCCACCAUUUGAUUUCUGAAAAAUGUAUAGUUUGUUUAAUGUCAUGGAAAAAUGACCAGAAAUCACCAGUCGAACGUCAGUGAAGCAAGUCCCUUAUUUUGAACAUCAAUAAUUGCUAUGAAAAUAGGAGAUUUCACCAAAAGGUUGUUUUUUUUUUACUUAACUUUAAGCCAUGUUUUGUCUUCUCUUUAAAAGACAUAUCCAGACUCUGCAAACAGCCAUGUUUGUGCAAGUCACUCACUGUAGAGCUCCUCAGUGACAGCUCUUACUGUAAAAUUUCACCUCAGCUGCAAACACAAGCAGUGAAAGCAGAAGCCAGCAGCACCCACUUCUACAUGUACAUUUCACACUUCACCUCUUUUUGUUUGACUGCCUGAGUAAAGACACUGAGUCAUCAAAGCGUUGUGAAUGUGUGAAAUGGAAAAAACGGUCAAAUCUGAUCUGAUUUAUGCUUGAGAGAAGGAAGCGAAAUACCUUGUAAGUAUGUAACCGUGUGUCUGUGGCGAGUGUGCGCACGGUAAAUGAUGCUGGAUAUAAGCGUGUGUGUGUGUGUGUGUGUGUGUGUGUGUGUGUGUGUGUGUGUGUGUGUGUGUGUGUGUGUGUGUGUUUGAGUGUGUCAGGCUACACACAAUACUAGUUGUUUACUUGUGUGAGUGUUCACCAAUAUUCUGUAAUUGUCCAAAUUUGUAAAAUAAAUAU
Cololabis saira (Pacific saury) is the source of this 4367-nucleotide messenger RNA. RefSeq names its product eph receptor B6 (gene ephb6). Gene Ontology annotation, molecular function: protein binding; transmembrane-ephrin receptor activity; ATP binding. The record is from RefSeq and is a predicted model, not a curated record. Gene Ontology annotation, cellular component: neuron projection; plasma membrane. The transcript has 19 exons. The coding region runs from base 40 to 3054 and encodes 1004 amino acids. Lineage: Eukaryota; Metazoa; Chordata; Actinopteri; Beloniformes; Belonidae. Gene Ontology annotation, biological process: cell surface receptor protein tyrosine kinase signaling pathway; central nervous system projection neuron axonogenesis; protein phosphorylation.